This is a messenger RNA of Melanaphis sacchari, 595 nucleotides long. RefSeq lists its product as uncharacterized. NCBI's taxonomy places the organism in Eukaryota, Metazoa, Arthropoda, Insecta, Hemiptera, Aphididae. The record is from RefSeq and is a predicted model, not a curated record. The coding region runs from base 16 to 495 and encodes 159 amino acids. The transcript has 4 exons.
GAUCAUUGCAUAGUAAUGUCAGAUACUCAUAUCACUAUAUAUACAGCUACAGCAAAAUGUCAUACAUACUCUCAGAUUCAUUUGAGAUUUACAAGUGACAGAGUGAUAAUUCCAAUAAUCAUCAUGAAGUUUGCUUUGGCGUUUGUGUUGUUGAUCAGUAUUUCUUGCCAUAUUGGACGAGGAUAUUGUGCUCCAGAUACAUUAUAUGAAGAUUUAAAAUACGAAGUGAAUCAAGCAAUAGACUAUACUGCAGACACUUACCAUUCGAUAAUGAAUGCAUUAACACCAAAUGAUAUGCCAGAUAUGCCAGAUAUGCCAGAUAUGCCAGAUAUGCCAGAUAUGCCAGAUAUGCCAGAUAUGCCAGAUAUAGCACCUGAUUCAUUAGAGAACGAAGCAUCUGAUUUGAAAGAUUCUUUUGAUCAAAUGGAGUCUGCAGCUGGAAAUUUGAUAAAAAGUGGCAUGAACCAGUUAAAUAACGCUGUACAAAAUGCUUAACAUUAUACUUAGAAACAAUAAAAGUAGAUUUUAUUAAUGCAAAUUUUAAUAACUACAUUCUAACUAUAAAAAAUGCUAUUCAAUUUAUUCUACAUAUUUA